Messenger RNA from Astyanax mexicanus (Mexican tetra), 2538 nucleotides. Its product is annotated as signal-induced proliferation-associated 1-like protein 1. Lineage: Eukaryota; Metazoa; Chordata; Actinopteri; Characiformes; Acestrorhamphidae. Bases 210 to 2105 code for a protein of 631 amino acids. The record is from RefSeq and is a predicted model, not a curated record. The transcript has 11 exons.
CGAACAAAACAAUCCAGCUCUCUGUUCCGAGCCGUAACGACCGAGCCCACACAGCUCUUCUUCUUCUGCGCCUGGUUGGCCUGGCUGGGAUGAAGUGGAGCACCCUGUGCCAGCUCUUUUCUCCAGACGUCUCCUCUGAGGACCCACCAGAUCCCUGAGCUGAAACUCAUUAAGAUCUCGUCUCUGAGACGCCGCCGCUCUGCUGCGUGAUGUACGGUCAUUCUCAGUAUCUCCCCUUCCAACACCAGACGGACAACAAUGUAGAGUGGUGGUCAAACAGGGAAAUGGAGUUCACCAAGUUAAACACUGCAGAUGGAGACUGGCACAUGGUGACAGCCCCUCGUACAGUGCUCCAGUGUAAGAGUGCGGGGAAAAGGGAGGGUCAGCAGGAUCAGGACGGGGAGUUCUACACCAGCCUGCCAAGAGCACACUUUCUGCGUCCUGGCUAUUUCUGCACUGCAUCAGAGCCCAGUGCGUUCUCCCCCUACAGCCAUGACCUUCACUGCAAGGGUAAAGGGUUGCAGGACCGGAGCCCCAGAGACAGAGAGAGUUAUGGGUGUAUCCCUCCGUCCUCUAGACCACACCCCCUGGCACAGCCCGGCUUCUACAGUCCCAAAAUCCCCCGAUCUAAACACUGUGAACCUGCUUCAUCCCCAACAAACACAACCCCAAAUAAAAACACGAAGGAGUUCAAUUCCUACACUCUGCCUCUUCCGCACACCAGGACUGCUGUUCUCAGUAAGAGUGAUCUCAGCUGCAAACCACAAGGAUUCAAGACUUCACGGGUGGAAAAGCCUCGGUUGAUGCGAGCGACCGUUUCUCAAAUAUCACCAGAUUUAAACCACCUGCCUCAACAGCAGCAACAGCUUCAGCAUAACAGGGAACAGAACAUCCAGAACCAGUACCUCCCCAGUCAGCACCAGCCCCAGACUGCACUGAACAUUCCCAGUACUGAUGAUUCCAGGAAAGAGGAAUCUCCCUGGAAUUACUAUGGUCAACCCCAAUCCAAUUUCAACCAAUUUCACCCCACGCCAAUCAGAAGAUCCCUCAGGGUGCCAAAGCAUGCUCAGGAAUCCUACGAUGACAUCAACCACAGCUACAGGUUUCCACGAAGAGCCUCUUCAAUAAGCGAGUCUAACAUCCACCUGAGAUUACAGUCGUCGAGUUUCUGUAAGCUAAGCGUGUUCAAUGGCAAAAGCUCCCAUAAUACUGAGGAAAGCGAAGCCUAUCUCCAGUCCAGUCCACCACACGCCAACUUUAAAGGAAGAAAUGGUUCCAGUGAUGUUGGAAACAACUUGUCCAGCAGUAUGAGUCAGAUGGACAAGAGCUCGAAAAAUGUGUUUGGUCAGCCCCGUAUGACGGCCACACUUCGACCGACAUGCUCCCCACGGCCCGUUCGCAAGACCACGAUAGUGGAGGACCUGAAGAAACUCAUUGUGAUGGAUGAUAUAUUGGAUAAAUCUCAGCGUGACUCGCCCUCACUACAGCAGACACCAACAAGCAGCACUUUCAGUGAGCUGAUGCAGGACUCCUCUUCACCAAGCCCUGUCCUCAGCAGACGCCCUCUCUCCAGGCCCAGCCACCUCUCUCUGCAGUCUAGUCCCACAGCAUGUCACCCAAUGUCCACAGAGUCUCCAGUAUGGGACAGAGACCUUGAGUUUGACCAUGGACUCCUGCCUCUGCCGAAUACAGCUCCAGAUAUUGAUUGGGACAGUUUAGUCAGUACCGCUGAGGCCUACGAGAUGCAGAAGAGGACUAACAUCCUGUCUGUUGGGUCCCACAACAUGCUCUCGGGAACAAGUACAGCACCGCACAGUCCAGCUUACAGCGGCCAUGUUAGUCCCUCUGUCAGCGGAAACACAGACAGUGAUGUUUUUACCGGCCUUCCGGACCAACUCUCUCACCUGGAAGUGCUGCUGAGGAGGUUGAGCAGAGAUCUUCUGAAGGAGAAGAAGGACAAGGUGGCUUUGCUGGCGGAGGUCCUGAAGCUUCGCAUGAGCAACCAGCACCUGAAAGAAGAGUCGGUGUCUGCUAACGCACAGCUCUACAAAAUCUGCAGAGCAUUCAACAUAAGUGCAUACGGAGCAGAGGACGAAGGAAAAUAGAGGCAGAUGUGUGAGAUAUGAAAAAACAUUUAUUUUCCAUCCUUAUAUGUGAUUCCAUAUGUAAAAUCAACAUCCAAAUGACUUGAAAUUAAGUUUAAAUAAAGUAAAAAAAAAAACACACACACAAUACCCAAACUGAAAAUCAUCCAUCUCACAGCUCAGUCAGUUAACUCUGUUGCUACACGUAUCAAAGCCAUAAUAAAAAUAACAAUAAUAACAUCCUCAAACCAUAAAAUAGAAACAAGUUUCUGCUAUAAAUGUUUAAAACAUACUCUGUAUUAAAAUACAAUAAAUAUGCUGUAUAUAAAUAUGCAAUAAAUAAAGCUUACAAAAUGUUUUACUGUUAUUAAUAAAUAUUCAGUGCUUUUGUUCUGAUAAGCAGAAAAUAAUUAGCCAAAUAAUAACUUACAAAAACUUUUUUUUUUUUUUUUUU